UGUGAUAAUUGCAAAUGGUGAACUUUGAACUGAAGAGCAAAGACGGGUUAGAACUCUUCAAAAUAUAAGCCGAGUAUUCGAGGACUCUUGGUAAUUGCGCGAUCAAAAUUUUCCAGUUAAAACUCUUCUCGUUUGGGUUAGGGCCCGCCCGGGCUCUCUCGGCCCACGAGUGCGGAGAAAUGUCGUUACGAACGGCAGCGCAACGUCUCCUGCAAAAUGGUCGUGUGCUUCUCCGUUCAGUACGCAAUCCACAAUAUUACACGCAAGGCAACAAAAUACACGUUGUGGUAGUAGGUAAGACCCAGGGCCAGCUGCCCACGGGUGGUAAUGUCUCUGCUGCAGGGAGACACCUCGGAUUCCUGGGACUCCAAGCUCGGCGAAUAUUUGUUGACAAUGUUUUGAAGCGAGUGACCAAUAGUCUCGCAGGAGAUUUACGGCGUCGUGCAGCGAAGCGUUUAUUAUUUGGAGAUUCAAGACCAUUCUUUGCUCUUGUUGGCGUAUCGCUCGCAUCUGGUACAGGAAUACUUACGAAAGAUGACGAGCUGGAAGGUGUUUGCUGGGAAAUCAGAGAGGCUGUGUCCAAGGUACAAUGGAACACUCCAAAGAACGACCAGAAUUACGAAGCAACGACGAUUGAAGACAAGCCAGUUGAUUUAAAGGAUUUUGUAAUUGGACCAGCAAUAGCCAAAGGAUGCUCAGCAGUUGUUUACGCCACUCGUCCGAUUGACCCUGAAGAGAAACAGGACUCUCAAAUUACUGUUGAUACCAUUAAUAAGGAUCUGUCUAGCUUUCCAUUAGCUAUUAAAAUGAUGUUUAACUACGAUGCAGAGUCUAAUGCAACAGCUAUUUUAAGGGCCAUGUACAGAGAGACUGUACCAGCUAGAAAACAUUGUCAGAAUGAAGAGCUGGCUUUGUGGGAACAAAAAAUGGCUGACAACAAAAGAGUUCUUCCUCCACAUCCAAACAUCGUCGCUAUGUAUUGUGUUUUUGCCGAUAGAGUUCCUGAUUUACCUGGAUCGUCGAAAAUGUAUCCUGAUGCUCUUCCAGCUAGGAUUAACCCGAACGGCUCUGGAAGGAAUAUGAGUCUCUUUUUGCUGAUGAAAAGGUAUGAUGUCAGCUUGAAACAAUAUAUGGUGGGCAGAGAAUUAAACGUUCGAAAAUCGAUAUUGCUGUUAGCACAACUAUUGGAAGGGAUUGUUCAUAUGUGCUCAGCAGGUAUUGCACACAGGGAUCUCAAAAGUGACAAUAUUCUUCUGGACCUUUCGGAAGAGCGUGAUAAUUGCCCGUCAUUGGUAAUAACUGAUUUUGGAUGCUGCUUGGCAGACAAAACUCAUGGUCUCUACUUGCCAUAUAGUUCUCACGAUAUUGACAAAGGAGGAAACAGUGCACUGAUGGCUCCAGAGAUCGUCAAUGCUGAACCAGGACCAUUCACUAGCUUAAAUUAUACAAAAGCUGAUCUGUGGGCCGCAGGGGCUAUUGCAUACGAAAUAUUUGGUCAGAAGAAUCCAUUUUAUGGAGAAAAAGGACAAAAACCAUUGCUGAUGAACCACAGCUACGUAGAGUCGGAAUUGCCGCCACUUCCAGAAGUGAUACCACCUGUUAUUGUGGCGUUGAUUAAGAAUAUGCUCAACACAAGCAUGUACAAGAGAAAUAGCCCCGAUACGGCGGCAACCAUUAUAGAACUCUUUCUGUGGGCACCAAGUUCUUGGUUACGUAGUGACAGUAAAUUACCGUCAAGUAAUGAGAUUCUUCAAUGGCUUUUGUGUCUCACGACCAAAGUUCUUUGCGAGGGGCGAAAAGUUACUGAUUCUACAUCUAAUCAAUUUUCUCAGAAAAUCAACGAAGAUCUCGUUUCCAAUCGUGAGUAUACUCGGCAAAUGUCUACGCGAUCAUGUGGACGUCGCACAAUGCCCGAGUAUCAAUUGAUAGCCAGCUUUUUAAGUAGGGUUUCGCUGAUAAAUGUCAGGGACGCGUUGAAGUGGAUUCAUAACCACACUUAAACUCUAGUAUUAUUGGAAGGAAACAAGAGAUGAUUCUUAGAUUAUUGUAUACUGAUGCAUUGAUAGAACGUGAUAUGCUGGUAGAGUUCAGUAUAUGUGCUUUAUCUCUUGAAGUUCGAUAAAUUUUAUUUAUUUAUUCAAUAGUCUUGAAAACUUUACAAAAAUGUUGGUCUGGGAAUCAUAUUGCUAUUGGGUAUACCUAACGUGGUUAAACGCUGUCGCACUACAACGCAAUCCUUACGUUGAGGGAAAAAAGGCGAAAAUGAAUUUCUACGUUAUUUCUACUAUUCAUCUUACUGUACAUAAAUUUUCUGACUUGAGGAAGAAUAUUUUUCCUUCUUUUCUGUAACUGCGCGAAGCACAAAAAAAUGGCACUGUAGAAUAAUGUUAUGUCAGUCUCCCCUUUGUGGUGAAAGUGCCUUUGAAAAGGAUGUAGAGAUAAUAUCAGCUUGAUUUUUGAACUUAUUACCUUGUUUUUCAAGUUUUAUUCUACUUAUAUCAUUGUUAAUCUACAAAAAGUAUGUUGAAUACGUGAAAGAAAUAAGGUUCCUUGAAUAAACAAUUUGUCUUAUUAUAAAAUUGAACACUGAGAAUUUUGUCGUACUGGCAGAUAUGGAUGAAAGUGUCAAGAUACUGCGGAACUGCUUUGCGAUACACAUGAUUGUAUCGAGAUAAGUAAGAGGUUGUUGAAAUAUUGAGCUCGUGACGAAUUACGUAAUAUCAUUUAUUCGAGCUUGGUUAAUAUAUCUCAUCGAAAUACUAGUCGAAUGUUGAUACAGAGUAUAUUUCUCUAAAUUGUCACGUUCUAAAAUCUAGCUUUAAGGGAAAUUAUAUUGAAUUGGCUGUUAUUAUUUCAUUGUAUUGAUGAAAACUUGUAUAUGAGAUGUAAAUAUCCAUUUGCAAUUGAACUGGAAUCCAAAUAGAGAAUACAACAUACGUGGAAAGUGCUCUUA
This is a messenger RNA of Diprion similis, 2953 nucleotides long. It is a transcript of the gene Pink1, whose product is annotated as serine/threonine-protein kinase Pink1, mitochondrial. Gene Ontology annotation, cellular component: mitochondrion. Gene Ontology annotation, biological process: positive regulation of mitochondrial fission; regulation of apoptotic process; protein phosphorylation. The transcript has 7 exons. Lineage: Eukaryota; Metazoa; Arthropoda; Insecta; Hymenoptera; Diprionidae. The coding region runs from base 180 to 2000 and encodes 606 amino acids. The record is from RefSeq and is a predicted model, not a curated record. Gene Ontology annotation, molecular function: ATP binding; protein serine/threonine kinase activity.